AUGAACAUCCCGGAGAUGAACAUGAUAAGCGACUUCGAGGCAGGAAUGAAUUGCCUGCAAAACCCAUCCUUCAUUUCUCGAUUCCUGUCCUUCCCCGCUCAGCAGCUCUACAUCACCGGUGCUCUCCUCUUUGCCAUUUUCGCAACUUUCAGCAGCCUCGUCAGGAGACUUAAAAUCCUUCUGAUCCAUUUCCAUAUUCUCAAAUCUUCCUCCCAUCAUCACAAAGAAGAUCACACUCUUGACUACAGUGAAGAUGAUGAAAUUUCCUUAGCGACAUCAGACGACGAUGAACAAGAAGACGGGGACCACGACGAGCAGGAGGAGGAUGAAGACAACCACCCUACCACGACGUCGUCCCGAGGUCAACGCGGCGUCGAUGAAGAUUUCCGCGUGAAGAAUCCUCGACUUCCUUUCAAAAACCAGUGGCCAAAUGGUCACCUGAGGCAACGGAGGCGGCGUAGCAAUUGCAGCGCGUGGUCGGAAUUCACCAGCGGUAAAAAUGUUGUUAAGCUUUGGGAUAGUUUAGGUUUCAACCUGGAUUUCGAUGAAGAUUUAUUCGACUACGAUCCACAAAGCGUUGUCUCGACCUGGGAAUCCGAUCGAUUCCAAAACGAGAAAGAGGCAUCCGGAGGAGUCUGGAAUAUCCCAGCGGCUGCGCCGGCGGUUCUCUUGACGGCGGAGGGUAAUGGGAAGGGAGACCGUGUAAUUUUGAGCGGCUACGACUCGAGGAUGCGAGGUUGUGUUCCUGCUCUGUACGCUGACUGGAGCUCUCCGGCGGAGAAACUUGCCGGCGUCUCGACGGGCGGGGUAGGCAAGGUUUUCAUCAGAGACGACGCCGGCGGGGUACACACCGUAGGUGACGUUAGAAACGUUAGGAGGGCGUUGGAGAGCGUCAAAGAAUCCGACGGCGAUACUUGGUGGGAUGCUGACGCCGUUAUCGUGGACGAGACCGAGAUUUGA
Andrographis paniculata is the source of this 960-nucleotide messenger RNA. RefSeq lists its product as uncharacterized. The transcript has a single exon. The record is from RefSeq and is a predicted model, not a curated record. Bases 1 to 960 code for a protein of 319 amino acids. NCBI's taxonomy places the organism in Eukaryota, Viridiplantae, Streptophyta, Magnoliopsida, Lamiales, Acanthaceae.